AUGGACGAGGAGGAAUUCAUUUUGCACCCUGUUCGUUCUACGACGAUCAACCAGGAUUAUCGAUCCUAUCCCAACUUUCAUAGCGCACACGAUGAAGAAGUAGAAGAGGAGGAGAAUUUGUUAGAAGCGCCUCCAUCCUUGUUGGUGGACACUCAACAAGCACAGCAUCAACAACAGCAACGGCAGCAACAACAGCAGUAUCCAUAUUUUCAACAAGAACAUCUAUCUGUAGCAUCAUCUAUAUACCCUUCCAAUACCUCCUAUCCAUACCCUACCGAUUCCACCCCAUCACCAGCAUCACCGUCACUACCGCAGUAUCACAUUACUGCGCCUACCUCCACAGGCCGAGCCAAAAGCAGAAAGGAGACGCAGCAGGGACGGAAAACGCAUCGUCAUGGCUAUCAACAAUUACCAAAAGUGAGCACUUAUGAUCGAACCAUGUGGAGAUGGGCCAAUGUUCAAAAUAUGGACGAUUUUUUUCAGAGAGUCUAUGAAUACUAUCAAGGGAAAGGACUUUAUUGUAUAUUGCUAGCGAGACUUUUAAACCUGCUAACACUUGCCUUCAUUAUCAUUUUUUCGACCUUUUUGAUCGGCUGCGUCAACUACUCUGACAUUACAUCCCAUCACAAAUUAGAAGAGGUCAUUGAACCUCAAUGUAUAUCAAACUUGUCUGCUACAAAAUUUUUAUUCUUGUUAAUCUUCAUUGCUUGGUGGGCAUGGCAAUUGAUACGAUUCGUUAUCGAUUUACCCAUGUUGCGUGAAAUGCAUAAUUUCUAUACCCAUCUCUUACUCAUUCCCGAUCAGGAUAUGCAAACAGUAUCAUGGCAGACAGUGUUGGAAAGGAUUAUCGAUAUACGUGAAAGCAAUCCGCAUGUGAAUGACAUUCGAUUGACAGAACACGACGUAGCGAGUCGAAUCAUGCGAAAAGAGAAUUAUCUCAUUGCUUUGUUCAACAAAGAUGUACUCAACCUCACUCUGCCCAUUCCCUAUUUAAAAGAUCGGCCUACGUUUACAAAAGAUCUUGAGUGGAAUUUAUCGUUUGCUUUGUUGGGCUACGUCUUUGAUCACAAGGGCCAGAUACGAAAGCGCUUUUUAAAAGAACGCAACAAACCGUUUUUGGCAGCUGAACUCAGAAGACGCUUCAUGUUUAUGGGGUUAUUAAAUCUGCUAUUAGCUCCCUUCAUUUUUGCUUAUUUAUUACUCUAUUUCUUCUUUCGGUACUUUGAAGAAUACCAUAAGAAUCCUGGUGAAAUAGGCUCAAGAACGUAUACUCCUUUUGCUAAAUGGAAGUUUCGUGAAUUCAACGAAUUGCCGCACUUUUUCCGUAAUCGAAUCAGCCAAAGUUAUGAGCACGCCAAUCUUUAUAUAAACCAGUUUCCUAAGGAAAAGACAGUACUUGUAGCAAGAUUUGUCGCCUUUUUAUCAGGCUCCAUUGCGGGUGUUUUGGCUUUAUUUACCCUGUUCGAUUCUGAAGCCCUACUGAAUUUUGAGAUAUCACAGAACGGCACGGUCUUGUUCUAUCUCGGUGUGACAGGCACUUUGUUUGCCGUGACACGUGGUAUGAUCCCGGAUGAAAAUCAAGUUUUUGAGCCUGAAAAGUUACUAAGAAAGGUGGUGGAGCACACUCAUUAUUUGCCAGUGGAUUGGAAGCAUAAAUUGCAUACGGAUGAAGUACGGGGUGAAUUUUGCAAGAUGUUUGAUUAUAAAGUAGGCAUCUUCCUUCAAGAGCUACUGAGUGUGAUAGUUUCACCUUUAAUCUUAUGGAUCUCUUUACCAAAGAGUGCAGAUCAAAUUAUUGAUUUCUUUCGCGAAUUUACGGUGCACGUCAACGGAUUAGGCUAUGUCUGCAGUUUCGCACAGUUUGACUUUGAAAGGCAUGGCAAUACCAAAUACGGAGUGCCAGGAAUGAUAGUAGAAGAUGCGUACUACCUUAGUAAUCAAGGAAAGAUGGAAAAAAGCUUUUUGAAUUUCAAGGCCAACCAUCCGAAAUGGGUGCCAACCGAUCCAGCAGGCUCGCUCUAUCUGUCAAGGCUGGCUGAGUUUAAGAAUCAAAAGCACCAACAGCAAUACAUUAGCUCCAACACCUCAACUACUUCCAGCGAGGAGGUAGAUGCGGAUCGAGCAGGAGUGCCUACCAAAGCGUCUGGAAAACGAAGGAUGAAUGUGAACCCAUAUGUGUCUGACAAUUUACGCAAAGGCAAAGAAAACGAAAAAGAAGAAGAAGAAGAAGAAGAGGUAGUGAAAGGCAAACGACCUAUUCAGCUGAACCAGUACGGUAUUCCCGCAGAUAUUGUACCUAGCAAUCUAGGAGAACCCUUUGCGCAAGGACACUCUUGGAAAGAACAACAACAACAAGAAGAAGAAGCUCAAAAAGAAGACGAUGAAGAAGAAGAAGAGGAGGUCAGUGGCCGUAGUGGAAGACCCCAUCGAAGGGGAGAGGGCAUGCUUGGGCUAUUAAAUCAAUUCUAUGAUUUAAAUAACAAUCCAACCGUUUAA
Mycotypha africana is the source of this 2496-nucleotide messenger RNA. Its product is annotated as autophagy protein Apg9-domain-containing protein. NCBI's taxonomy places the organism in Eukaryota, Fungi, Mucoromycota, Mucoromycetes, Mucorales, Mycotyphaceae. Gene Ontology annotation, biological process: protein localization to phagophore assembly site; autophagy of mitochondrion. The transcript has 5 exons. The coding region runs from base 1 to 2496 and encodes 831 amino acids. The record is from RefSeq and is a predicted model, not a curated record. Gene Ontology annotation, cellular component: phagophore assembly site; autophagosome.